AUGUUCUACAUCGUGAUCAAUGAGGUCAACAGCGAUGACUGGGCCAACGCGGGCACCACGACGACCACGACGGCCACCACGAACUUCACGACCACCGCGGCCACCACGGACGGUGCGUCCUCCCCGAAUGCUGCGAUUGACAAUCCGUCGCACCUUUGGGGCCAUACCACGAAGUCGACGACCGAACUUGAACGCCACGGCGAGCAAAUGGACGCAGAUCCCAGACCGAUACCAGUAGCCGUAGUUGCAUUGAAUGUUCGUCAGGUUGACACGCCACCCGUUGGUGGGCUGGUCAUUGUACUCGAGUCGCUGGACGUGUCGAGUAAUGUACUGGUACCCAAAAUCAUUGACAGGGACAAUGGGUCCAUCUGGGAUGACGACAUCACCGUUCGCAUUUACGUGAUGUCGUACGUUCCAAAUAUUCGGACCAUCCUCGAUUGCCUCGUUGAAAUCGAGCGCAUUCUUCCGUUGGGGUUGUUUGAAGUGUUGGAGGAGGCGUCCACCAACCCGAGGGGUGGUCCAGAAUGGGGUGGCCUUGUCUGA
Molecule: messenger RNA, 543 nt
Organism: Aphanomyces astaci
Lineage: Eukaryota; Oomycota; Saprolegniomycetes; Saprolegniales; Verrucalvaceae
Exons: 1
Coding region: 1-543 (180 amino acids)
Source: RefSeq, a predicted model, not a curated record